AUGGAUAGUGUUACUAAUUUUUCUGUUUCUCUCAUUAAGGGAUUUAUAGACAGUUUACGAGGUGUAACUGUCUUAUUAUAUUUAGAUAAAGAAAUCAAUGAACGAGCUCUCAGUCGGUCUCCACCGGUCGAUUUUGAAAAUAGUAAACAUAAACAUAAGCAACCAAAAGUUAAACAGGAAUCAAAAGUACUUACUAGGGUUCUACAAUCAUGUAUCCUUAAUGGAUUCAUAUUUUUGUUAAGUAUACUUAUUUUUGAGUAUGCCCUACUUCCCGGUGUCAAGUACUUAGUUAUCCUUGUUUUUGGCCACAAUCCUGGUGUGGCACAUAAUGUAUGGAGCUGGAUGCAGCCAUUUUUGUCUAUGACAUUUAGGAUGAUAUGGGUUUUGCCGCUGUUUCUGCUUAGCAAGCUUGUUAACAGCUUGUGGUUCCAAGAUAUAGCAGAUUCAGCAUAUAGACAUCGCAGAGGACGGCCACAGUUUAUGUCUAGUGUCAGCAAAAUAAUUGCCGACUCACUUUUUAGUCUUUUGGUGCAAGCACUAUUUUUAGUUCAGAGUAUGCUAGUCAGUAUGUUGCCAAUAACAUACAUAGGAGAGUUGCUUUGUCUCGUCCACAUGUGCCUACUUUAUUCCUUGUACUCGUUUGAGUACAAGUGGUUCAACAUGGGCUGGGAAUUACAUAAGCGACUAACAUUCAUUGAGACCAAUUGGCCAUAUUUCUUGGGCUUUGGUCUACCAUUGGCUGUUUUGACGCAAAUACCACAAUCUUAUAUUAUAAGUGGUUGUGUGUUCUCAAUAUUCUUCCCGGUGUUUAUACUGAGCGGGAACGAGGCAACGCCGGUCGCGGGAAGCGAAUAUCCCCUACGCUUGUUUUCUCCCGUCGUCGCCAUAUCCAACGGUAUGUUCCGUUUCGUUCGACACAGCGCCGACGACAAAAGG
Molecule: messenger RNA, 936 nt
Organism: Brenthis ino (lesser marbled fritillary)
Lineage: Eukaryota; Metazoa; Arthropoda; Insecta; Lepidoptera; Nymphalidae
Source: the annotation of a GenBank genome assembly